This is a messenger RNA of Molossus molossus (Pallas's mastiff bat), 1446 nucleotides long. It is a transcript of the gene SAMD13, whose product is annotated as sterile alpha motif domain containing 13. The coding region runs from base 135 to 443 and encodes 102 amino acids. NCBI's taxonomy places the organism in Eukaryota, Metazoa, Chordata, Mammalia, Chiroptera, Molossidae. The transcript has 4 exons. Gene Ontology annotation, molecular function: protein binding. The record is from RefSeq and is a predicted model, not a curated record.
CCUUUGCCAGCCUACUUUGUGAAAGAAAACAUUGGGGUGUCUUUGGCUGUUCUUGAUAAGCCUAUACAAAAAAAAAAAAUGACAUGUUUUAGUUGCUUCUAGUUGCUGAAGUAAAGGAACCCUGCAGCCUUCCCAUGCUAUCUGUUGACAUGGAAAACAAGGAAAAUGGCUCUGUCGGUGUAAAAAAUUCCCUGGAGAAUGGGAGACCACCUGAUCCUGCAGACUGGGCCGUGGUGGAUGUCGUCAAUUACUUCCGAACAGCAGGAUUUGAGGAGCAAGCUAGUGCUUUUCAGGAACAGGAAAUUGAUGGAAAAUCCCUGCUAUUGAUGACAAGAAAUGAUGUAUUGACAGGACUUCAGUUAAAAUUGGGGCCUGCUCUGAAAAUCUACGAGUACCAUGUAAAGCCUCUGCAGUCGAAGCAUUUAAAGAACAACUCUUCCUAGUACCAUCACAUCGGGGUCUCAGACCUCAAAAAUACAUAAUGACAUAAUUUAGUUUCAUGUGAUGAAACUUUGUAAACAGAAUACAUACAUGUGUAUAUGUAAAGAAUUUCAACCAAAUGAAACGUUAUCCUAUUGGAUAGACUAGGCAACCCAUCAGCUGGCCUGAAUUCAGCUAGGAGGAGCGAGGAGAACAGGUGGGCAGCAUGGUUUUCCUGGUGAGUUUGUCAAAGAGAGUAAAAUAAAUUAAUGUUUGGCAUGAUUAGAUACCCUUCCCCAGAAAAGCUUUGAAGUCACAAGGAUUUUCUUCAUUUCUUCAUAGAUGGCGUUCCCAAAAUUCUUUUAAAAUUGUAGUGGUGUGAGCAUCUUUUGGUUAGACUUGGGGAAGGGCAGAAAAGAGAAAGGAAUUGCUGUCUCCCUUGAAUUCCUCUGCUCCUUAGAGCUUGUGUUAUUGGGAUGGACUUGCCGACACCCUUUUUUACAGAGGGUCCUCACUUGACCUUAUUAAGGUUUCACUGGGAUAUGCUGCGAUGUUGGAAAUGAGCGUGUAUCUUGGCCCCUUCAGAAGCAGACCCGUAGCUCUGAAAACAAAAACCGUGUUGUGUAUUGGGGAUAUCCAUCCAUGUUCAGCUGGCUUUCACAGGGGGUAAUGGUGUUUUCUGCAUAGAAUUGCGUUUAAAUUGGUUCUUUGUUUCCGAAGAAAGCAUUUUUUUCACUUUAUGGUUGUAUUUAUAAUAAUUUGUUUCUGAAGAAAUUUGCCAAGAGUUGCAGAUCAAAAGGCCUUGUUACUAGUACAGAAUAUUUUUAUAUACAUUCCUUCAUGAUGGUGUAAUAUUUUUUUAAUUGCUCUGAUGCUUUGUUUGAUUCCUGGUUUGAGUACUUGUUUAAAGAACUUGAAGAAGUCAGCUUGCUACAUCUCUGUUCAAAGAGACAUUUGUUCAAUCUCUGUGUGUCAACGCCUUGUUGGAUUGGUGCUUCGUGGUUGCAAUAAAGUUGCUUCAGUUUA